AUGGCCGCGUCGGAGUAUCCCUCAAGCACAGCCGCGCACGCCGGCAGCGCCGCUGCUUCAGCCUCGCCAAAAAUUACUAAGCUCCCUGAGGACGUCCAGCCCGAGGUGCGGCAGCUUAUCUCCACUGUCCAGGCAUUCAAAGCCGCCACGGACUGGGACCGCAUCGACAGUGCUACUCGCGCGCUCGACGCGGACUGCGUAUACGACUCGCCUUUUAUGUACAUCACUGGCGGCCGUGACAGGGUGCGUGCCGUCGCCAAGCUCCUCGCGCCUUUCGCGUACACUGAGUUUGACCCAAAGCUGGUACACAUCACGAUGAACAGCGCUGAGCGGAAGGCCGAGCUGGAGGUGGAGGGCAUGCUGCGUGUUCUGCCGCGGCGCUAUUGGUUCGCUCCCGUGACCUGGAUUCUGCCGUCCAGCAUCCCCCUGGGCGGCACAAUCACACUGCACGUCACGAGCUGGAACGACAAGGUGUCGCGUAUUCAGGAGCGGUUCACCAACAUCCCCGUUAUCAUUCCCCGCCUGGUCCGCUGGCUGGCCGGCUGGGCGAUGGGCUCCUUCGGCGUGGUGGCAGAGCCCGCGCUAUGCACAUUGAACGACUGGUACACUGCGGGAUUCACCAGCGUGCAGGGCAGCAUGGAACAGGUCGUUCAGCAGCACCCGCAGGCGGCGGCUGUCAUCAGCAAGGCAGCGGAGGUGCGGGACAAAGUGGCCACGAGCGCGGAGGCAGCCAAGGCACGAGUGAUGAGCAUUGUCAGCGAGUAA
Molecule: messenger RNA, 765 nt
Organism: Volvox carteri f. nagariensis
Lineage: Eukaryota; Viridiplantae; Chlorophyta; Chlorophyceae; Chlamydomonadales; Volvocaceae
Exons: 4
Coding region: 1-765 (254 amino acids)
Source: RefSeq, a predicted model, not a curated record